GUAUUAGUCUGUGUUGUAAUGGUGCUUUAAGUUUGGAUCUAUUUUGAUUAAAAUAAAAUUCAUACAUAACUGAGCCUCGGUAAUCGAAAUUUUUACUAGAGUGAAAUUCUAUCUUCUACGUCUAUCACCAAAACAAGAUGGCACUAUAUAUCGAUGAAAAAGAGCGCAUGUUCCUGACGUGUUCGUGGAAGCAGUUGAGGCUCAUACGAAAAAGAAGUCAUGGAAGGCUCAAAGCUAACGCUUCUUGUACUGAUGUGAGAGCCUGGUCUUGCGAUCCAUUAGACCAACGAAAUUAUAUCCGUGAUGCCGUUAAUGAUUGCGUGACCACCUUCGGGAAUUACGUUCCCAUUCUUGAACUACUCAACGUUAUGGGAGUCACGGAAAACGCCGUGCUGUUAGAUGAUACGGUGAAAAAACUGACAAUAAUAAACGACAUAUUGCAAGACAGAGAUCCUUGCGAGGCACAGGCCAGCAUGACAGAUUCCGAACAGCACAUCGGGCAGAUCUGUUACGGAACCACGAACUUGACAACUGAUGAAAUAGAAGUAAUUCACAACUUAAGGGAGCUAGUCAGAGAUCUGGCGAAGCAGUACUCUUACUUUACAGAAGUGCGUGAAGAAAGAGAUGAGCUUAGAGACCGCUUGGCGAGCAGCUCCUCGGAAUGGUCCUGCCAGGUGGAGGAACAUAAAUAUGAAACAAAUUGUCUACAGUUAAAAAUUCAAGCACUUGAAGGAGUUGUGAAAAGAUUUAAAGAAUUUAAAGAAAAAUAUGAAGCUCUUCAAAAAGAGCACAUGAAAUGUAAAAGUGAAAAAUUCAAAGCAAUGUCUUUUGGUUCUCCCAAUCUAUCGGACUGGGAAAUAAAUGAGUUGAUUUCAAAAGUAGUCGAGUUAGAGGAGCUCAAGAAAGAAAGAAAUGAAAAUAAAUCAAAACUAAUCAAAUUAAAAAAAAUUGAAACCGAGAAAAAUCUUCUGUUAAAUGAGGUAAUCGAGCUUAGAUGUACAAUAGCUGAUCAAGAAGAUGAAAUAACUAGAUUGACUAAUCACGCAGAACAUCUAGUUGUCAGUGCAGACUGUAAACAGGAGCAACUAAAGGCUGCUCUUGAUGCAAUGCAGAAAGAUCUCCAAAGAACUGUAAAUGAUUUAAUAGAAACUAAAGAAGAAUGUGCCAAAACUAUUGAAAUAGUUGAUCAACUGUCAUCUUUAAGAGACCAACUACUGGCCAACAUUGCAAAUUUAACAAAAAACAAAGAAUACUUAGAAGAAGAAAUAUCGCUCAAAGAAUGUGAAAUUGAAAGGCUUCAGAGACUUGGGCUUAUUCAAACACUAGAAGAAACCACAAUUGAAGAUCCACAGGUGCAAUGCGACUAUUUUGAUGAUUUAAUUAAAUCUGCUAGGGAUACUAUUACAAAGCUGUUAACUGAUUUUGAAGCUGAGAAAGAUUCAAAAGAAAAGAUUUGUAAUGCUUAUUAUAAACUUCAAGAAGAUCAUGCAUCAGCUCUAAAAACACUAGAAGAUUUAGUAUCAGAACUCAAUAGUAUUAAAUCUGAAAAAGAUCAGCUUACUGAAGAACUAAAGAGUAACAACAAUCAGUUGCAAGAUCUGGAUAACUUAAAAAUGCAGCUUGCAGCUAUGGAAAAUGAAUUAGAAAGUGCAAACAAAGUUGAAGCAAGAUUAUUACAACUUCAGAAGGAAUAUGAAAAUUGUAUGAAACUAUUCAAGGAAAAACAAAAUGCAAUAGAUUCUUUGAAAGAAAAACUGCAUGCAUUAGAAACUGAAAAUAAAGGUCUAAAAAAAUCAGCUAAAGAUACUGAAAAACUACAAAUGGAACUGAAUAAGGCUGAAAAAAAGGUAAGAGAAUCAAUAGGUCAAAUUGAAGAACUUGGAAAUGUUGCUGAACAUAAAGAAGAAUUACUUAGUAAAUUAUCAGACUUACAACCACAAUUGGAUGAAUUAAGAAAGAAAUUAAAAAAUAAGGAAUCAGAACUGGAACACCUCGCAUCAGAGAAUAAAAAUCUCAAAGAAAAACUUGAACAUUCAGAAAAAGAAAAGGAAAUGUUACAAAAAGAAUCAAAAGAACAAAAAGACAAAAAUGACCACCUAGAUGAGAAACUUAGAGAAUCAAAAAUAGAAAAUGAAAUUCUGAAACAGCAAUUGCAAGAUACAAGUACUCAAACUGAUAGAUUAUCUCUGUUGUUAGUUGAAGCACAAGAAAAACACAAUGAUCUAGAAAUUGAAAUGAAUGAAAAAAGGCAAACUGUUGCGAGUAUGAGAAAUGAAUCUAUGGAUAAUAGAACCGAACUAACAAAUUUAAUUGGGUCAAUAACUGAAUUAGAAGAGGAAAAUAAAAGGCUCAAAAAUGAAAAUGAUAAACUGAAAAAGGAAAAUGAGAAAUUAAAAGAUGAAAUUGCAGAUGUGACAUUAAAAUACGUGCAAGAAAAAGAAAAGUUUGAGCAAUGGCAAAAUCGUGCAACUGACUGUGAAAAAAAUAUUUCUGAACUUGAAAAAAAAUUAUCAGAAUCAAAAAAAGAGCUGGAAAAAUUAUCAAAUGAGAAUAAGGACCUUAAAGAUUUAAAUACCAAAUUUCAGGAGAAAAAUAAUGAACUAGAAAAAAAUGUUCAAAAACUUGCAUCUUCGUCAGAGGAAUGCAAACAUUUAAGUGAUCUUGCUCUUAAUGAAAAUCAAAAGAUAAAAGCUUUAAUUGAACAAAUGGAAAAUGAAAAGAAAAAACUGCAAGAAGAUAUAGCUAAAGGAAAAGAAAAAUAUGGUGAAUUGGAAAGUGAAUUGAAAGGUGCACAGAGUCAGCUAGCAGAGACAGUGAAGGAAUUUAAAAAAAAAACAGAAGAACUAUCUGCUUCAGAAAGUGGUAAUGCAGAAAUGAAGAAUAAGUUACAAUCAUUUACUGGUACACCAGACACGAAAAGCCGUAUAGAAGAUUUCGAGGCACAACUGAAGUCGUGCAAUGCACAGAUUAAAAAUGAUAAAAAUGAAAAUGAAAAAUUAAAAGACACAAAUGAAAAGUUAAAUUCAACAAUUGAUGGUUUGAACAAAAAGAUAGUUGGGUUAGAAGAUGAACUUAAAUCACUACUUAAUAAUUUAAAAGAAUGUGAUGAUCUAAAAAAAAGAUUAAUUCAAGAUGAAGAAUUAGUAAAGACUCUACAAGACCAAAUUAAAAGUAGAGAUGACAAAUUAUCUGAAAAAGAUAAGUUAAUUGAAAACUUAAAAGAACAAUUAGCAAAAGAAAUAACUGAAGCUAAUGAGGCAAAAAAACAACUGGAAAUGUGUAAAUCUGGAAUUACAAAAUUAGAGGAUCAAAUUUCAGAAUUACAAGAUAAAUUUAAAGAAUCUCAUAAAGAAUUAGCUAACACACAAAACAUUAUGGCUGAAAAAAAUGCAGAACUGCAAGGUCUAAAAAAAAUAAAUGGAGUCCUUGAGGAAGAAAAUAAGAGACUUACAGCAGAAUUAAAAGAUAUGCAGAAAACAAACACGUCACUUUCAAAUGAACUUGAAAAAAUUAAAGAAGCUCUUGAUAACUGCAAAAAUGAAGCAAUUAAAUCCGCAAAUAGAAUUGGUGAACUUCAAAAACAAAUUAGUGAACUAAAUAACAAAAUAAAAGAAAUGAAUGGCCUUAAUGACCAAUUAACUAAAGAUAAUCAAUUGCUUAAAAAAACAUGCGAUGAUCUUCGUCUAGAAGUAGCUAAAUUAAAACAAGAAAUAGAUAUGCUCAAAUAUGAUAUGGAAACCCUUAACAAUGAAAUAGCAGAAAAGGACCAAACAAUUGAAAAUAAUGAAAAAAUGUUAAAGGAAUUCAGAGACAAAAUAAAUGAAAUAUCUCAAGAAUUGUCAUCUCUUAAACUUGCUUUAGAAGAUAAAGAAAGAGAAAAUUCAAUGUUAAAGGAAGAACUUGAAGAAUCAAAAAAAGUUUUGCACUCAUUAGAAAAUACCAACAUUGAACUUCAAGCUAGCUUACGUGAUUUGCAAGAAAAUUACGCAAAUGUCAGUAAUAAUUUAAAAGAUAAACAAUUAGCUCUUGAAAAGAUGAAUGAUGAACUUGAUAAGAAUAACAAAGAAUUAAAAAAUGCUAAACAAUUGAUAUAUGAUUUAAACAAUUCAAUUGGGGAAUUAGAAAAUUUAAAUAAAUCUUUGAAAGAAGGUUUAGAUAAUACUCUUGAAAAACUGGAUCAUGCAAAUGAUGAAAAUCAAAAGUUUAAACAGGAAAAUAAACUUCUUUCAAAUGAAAAUAAAGAAAUAAAAGAUAAAAUAAGUCAAUCAGAUAUGAAUAAUCUUGACCGGCAAGAAAAAUGUGUUGAGCUACAAUCUAAAUACAUUUCAUUACAAAAUGAGCUAGAAGCACUUAAAAAGCUUUUUGAAGCUUGUAAAGGUGAAAAUAAAGAUCUAAAAAGUGCUAGGAUUGACUUGGAAAAUAAAAUCAAAGAUUUAGAAAAGAAAGUAAAGGCUCUGGAGGAUGAAUUACUAUCUAUGCAAAUAAAAAAUAGUGACUGCGAAAAAACUAUUAAAGAUCUAAAAGAUGAAAUAAAAACAUUAAAAGAUUUAAAAAUGGAAUUGGAAAAUGAAAUAAAAAAAAUUAACAACCAAAUAAAAAAAUUGAAUGAUGAGUUGGCAAAUAAAAAAGCAAUGUUUGACCAACUAGCUCAGCAACAUGAACAACUGCAAUCAAAAAUAGGGAACCUGCAGGAGGAAAUGAGAAUACCUACCAAAGAAAAUUUAGAAUUAAAACAAGAAAUAACUGAUCAAAAGAAAGCAAUCGAAUCUCUUCAAUCUGCUACGGAAAACUUGAAAAAAGAAAACAAGGGACUAUAUGAUCGAAUAAAUGAAUUAAACCAACAACUUCAAGAACUUCAAACAGAUUCGAACAAAUCAGACGUCCUUAUAAGCAAUUUAGAACAUGAAAAAACGCUCUUAGAAGAUAAAGUUGAUAAAUUAAACGAUGACAUAACAAGUCUGAAUAGUCAAUUAGCUGAAAUGGAAAAUAAGCUUGAUUCCCAAAAUAUAGAGAUAGAGGAAUUGAAUAAUAUCAUUGAUUCAUUAGAAAAAGAUAAAAGCAAGCUUUUAGCAGACGUUAAAGUUUUAGAAGAAGAAAAUGCGGGAUUAAAAGAAGAAAUAGCAAAAAAUGAAGAAGCGAUUAAAACAUUGCAAGAACAACUAGAAAAUGCUUUACUUGAUCUCAUUCGAUUAGAAGAAAUUGUUAAAGAAAGAGAAAAUGAAUUAAACAAACUGAAAAGUGAACUAGAAAUGAUGAAAAGUGAUAAUGAUGAACUUUACAAUGAUAAUAUUAAAAUGUCAAAUGAAAUUACAAGAUUAAAUGAUGUAUUAAUGGAACUAAACCACCAAAAUGAUUCAAUGAAUCUUGAAAUUAAGAAAUUGUUAGCAGAAAUUGAAAAUCUUAAAACUGAAAAUAUGUUACUACUCAAAAAUAACAAAGACCUAGAAAAAGUUAAAACAGAACUCAUGAGUCAAAUAGAGAAUUUGAAUGCAAAGAUAAAAGCACUUUAUGAUGAAAAUACGAAUCUUGGUUUUUCAUUAAAUACCUUAAAAAAAGCAAAAGAAAUAGCAGACAAUAAUUUACAAAAAAAUUUAACAGAUAACAAACAAUUAAAUGAAAAUUUAGCAAAAGCUAAACAAGAAAUAAGUGGACUACUGUUAAUUCAAGGAAGAAUGGAUUCAGAACUUGCUAUUUGUCAAAAUAAUGUUGAUGAUUUAAGAAAUUGUAAAAAUCAACUUGAAGAAGAAAUGAAAGAAAUAAAAAAAGAAAAAGCUGAUCUAAUAGAUGACUUAGUGUUAAAAAAAGCAGAAAUAGCAGCAAAUUUGGAAAUUAUUAAAAAACUACGAGGUCAACUGGAUUUGUGUAAUACAGCUAAGUAUAGUGCGGAAAAAGAAUUAAAAACAGCUUAUAAUGAACUAUAUGAUGCAAAACGAGAAAUUGAAAACUUGAAAAAUGUGAUUUGCCAGCUUAGAGAGGAUAUGAUGUGUUUAGAAACUAAACUUAAAUUGACAGAGGAAGAAAUUGUUAAUAAAGUCAAUGAAAUAAGUUCAUUAAAAGAACAACUAAACAUGCUUCAGGACAAAGUAACAGAUUUAGAAGACAAACUAGAAGUAAUGGAAGCUAGUAGUGAAGAACUGCUAUCUGAAGUCGAAAGGCUUAAAACUGAACUAGAGGCAGCGCUAGACAUGUUGCCACAAGAUAGUCCAUUAAAUGAUCUACUGAAGAAAAUUAUGUACAAUGGAUUUCAGGCAUGUAGCAUGGACGAAUUGGCUGAACUUCAUCAACAUAUUUGUUCUGGAACAGCAAUGUUAAUAAAGAAAGGAAAAGCUGUUUUACCAGAGAGAUCACCUAUUUGUAAAUUAGAUUCCAAAUACAUGGAACUUCCACCAGAUAAGAAGGAUAUCCUCAAAAAGACAUGCCUCCUUCAAAACGAAGUAUCCAGAAGACAAACCGAAGCACAAAAAAGAACUUGUGCAUUGACUGAAAGUGUACAGCAAUAUCAAAAGGAAUUAUUUGCUAUACAAGAAUUUAACUUUGAACUAGAGAUGAAGCUGGCAGAAAAGUUACCACCACCAGAAAAAGAGAAACUUAAACAACAAGCUAACUAUACCCAGAGUCAACUCAAUCAUUUUAUAUGUCUUGCGGAACAAAGAAAAGGUGAAGCUUUAAAAGAACAAUGUGAUUUGCAAAAAGCAAUGGAAACAGUUAAAUAUGUGCAAAAGGCUGUUUUGAAUGAUCCAGUUAAGAAGAAAGUAGAGACAAAAGAAGACGAAGUUUAUCAGCAGACUGUAACUGAGUGUUUGAGAAGAAAAUUGAAAAAUGCUAUUCAAAAUGAAAGAAAGCUUCUUAAUAUGUUACAAAAUGAAAAAGCGAAAAGUGCUUGCUUUGAAUAUCAUUUGAAAAUAGCUGCUAAAAAGGGAAAAAAAACCGAAACAAAUUAUUUGAAACCAAAUAAUGUAGGAAAAACAAAGUAUGUAGAGGCAAAAGAUGAGUUUAGUGAAGAAACUGAUUCUGAAUCUCUGUAUUGUGAUGAUUUAAAUGAUCAAAUGCCUCCUGUACCAGAAAAAGAGCAAAAGCUACCCGGACGAAAUGUUGUACUGUCGACCAAUACAGAAAUGAAGGAUAAACUGCUGACUGAUAAAGAAGUCCAAGAUGAAGUGGAAUUCCAAAAGGCAGUUCGUGAUUCAUUGCUAGAAGCAAAAAAAAUAACAGCAGAACAAGGAUACAAUAUAGCUCCUGAUGUCUCGAAGGAUCCUCUUCUAGAAGAUGAUAGUAAUGAUGACGAGGAUAAUAAUGAUGAUGAAGUUGAUGAUCCUCCAAGUAUAGAACCCGAAUUGGAUUCGUAUUAAUGGACAAUAUUUGUAAUAACCAUUAAUAUAAAUAAAAUAACUAUAAGACUUCA
This is a messenger RNA of Nezara viridula (southern green stink bug), 7402 nucleotides long. The record is from the annotation of a GenBank genome assembly. NCBI's taxonomy places the organism in Eukaryota, Metazoa, Arthropoda, Insecta, Hemiptera, Pentatomidae.